CUGACCCACCGACCCGGGGGCUCCGACUGGCUCUCGGCGCGCUUAUCCUCCCCCGCCCCCCAAUUCUGGACGUAGCGGUAUGGGGCACCGAGGCGAGAACGCGCCCCUUCUGCUCCUCCUGGUGCUGUUUGCUUCCUGCUAUGGGCGUAUUGUGAAGGUACCUGCAGGUCCCCUAGUAAGAGUUGAAGGCACAGAGGUGGUGAUCCCAUGCAGUGUUACUCAGUAUGAAGGACCCAGUGAGCAGAACUUUGACUGGGAGUUCUCUACAAGCCCUGCUCAGGACACUAGAUUUGUACAUGUAGUGAGUACUUGGGACCCUUCAUUCACGUCUCGGGAGUAUCAAGAUCGGGUUAACAGUAAGGAGAUCACCUUAAGAAGAAACAGUAACAAUGCUGUGGAACUUGUGAUUGGAAACAUCCGCCCUACUGACCAAGGGAUGUAUCGAUGCACUACACCUAGCACAGAUGCUGUCUUUCAGGGAAAUUACAAUGCUGUAGUCGAAGUCAAAGUGAUUGCAGAUGGCUUAACUGUCAGUGGGUCAAAAGCCCGCUCUACAGACCCUUGGGACUUACUGGAAGGAGAUGCAUUUCAGUUGCGCUGCUCAGCUUCCACCAAUUCUUCAGAGCACACCCAUCUGUAUGUGACUUGGGAAUUCAAGAAUGGCCUUGCCUGGCAAGAAAUCCUCUCCCUGACGCAUGAGGGCAAGUUCCAGCCUGGUUUGGAGUAUAACGAGCGCUAUAUCAAUGGGGAUGUGCGCUUAGAUGCUAUGGCCAAUGACAUUUACCGCUUGUCUAUGUCCCAGGCUCUUCCAACCGAUGAAGGUACCUAUAGGUGUCGAGUGAGUGAGUGGGUUAAAGGUGCAGAUGGCUCAUGGCAAAAGAUCCAAGAGAAGACUGCUGAUGUAGCAAAUGUUGUGGUGCAGCCAACAGCUCUAGGUGUGUUCCUCACCAGAAGCAAUGUAUCUGUGACAGACAGAGACUCCCUUGACCUUACCUGCAACUUCACAACAGAUAGAAGUGGUAUUUUCCAAGCAGAAGUCACAUGGUAUUUCAGUGAAUCACCUGAUGGCCCCAUGGCAGAGGCCCGGGUUUUGCUGAGUGCAGACCGUGAUUCUGUAGUUAGUGACUCUACCCUUAUCAGCCUCAGCCAUGUGGACCGAAGUUCUUACCACCUGUUGAUACGUGAUGUUGGCCCUGAAGACUCAGGCUAUUACUUUUGCCAAGCAGCUCUCUGGGUGCCACAGCAAAAUGGUAGCUGGCACAAGGUAGCAGAGAGGACAUCUGUGCCAGUCACUGUGGAGGUGUUGGCAUUAGAGCCAAAUUAUCAUGUGUUUCUGAAUGCGUCUAAAACACCUACAUAUUCAGAGGAUCCCACAGAAUUGGAAUGUAGAAUUAUGGAGACACAGAACACGGAAGCAAAUGUACGUUACACGGUGACCUGGUACUACAGAUUGCCCACACGCAGUGAUGAAGUGGUAAAAGAUGAACUUCUCGCCACCAUGGAUGCAGACUGGACGCUGGUAGUUGGGGAUAAAAGCAAACAACGAGCUCAAAAUGGGGGAAUUAUUUUCUCUAAGCCAACGGUGAACACCUUCCGCUUACGAAUCCAGUGGACCUCUGAAUCAGAUAGAGGACAGUAUUAUUGUGUAAUUUCUUCAUGGAGCCGGCAGCGCAACAGCAGCUGGAUAAAGAUCAAGGAUGUGGCUUCGAUGCCUGUAAGCAUUUUAUGGUCUUCACAAGAUUAUACGCUGACCGUAGAGGCUGUGAAGCUGAAGCCAUUCUUCAUGGCAGGGCACACCUUUGAAAUGACAUGCAAGGUGUCUUCCCAGAACAUCAAGACUCCUCGUUAUUCAGUCCUCAUUACAGCUGAGAAGCCUCUGAGUGACCAAUCACAUCCUAAUGGGACCACUCGCAUAAUUUCUCUCAAUCAAGACUCAGUGGUCAGACGGGAAGACUGGACAGAUCAGGAACGAGUGGAUGGUGUAGUCUUGGAAAAGGUCCAGGAGAACGAGUUCCGCUACAGGAUGUACCAGACCCAAGUUUCUGACGCUGGGCUGUAUCGCUGCGUGGUGACUGCAUGGUCACCAGGGGGUGGCGGCAUGUGGCGGGAGGCAGUCAAUGGCUUAUCUAAUCCCAUCCAGAUAGACUUCCAGAGCUCAGGUCCUGUUUUUAAUAUUUCGGUGUAUUCAGAUAAUCCAACCAUUUAUCGAGGUGAAUUGGUGAACUUGAUUUGCAUCAUCACCAUUGAAGGGACGGUACUUGAUCCAGAUGACAUGUCUUUCGAUGUCUCCUGGUUUGCCAUGCGCUCAAUCGCAAUGGACAGAGACCCUGUUUUCCUAGCUUCAUUGGAUCGGAAUGGGAUAGUGACCCAGGCCAGAAGAAAUGGGAGUAGUGAUGUCAGUUUAGAGAGAAUAGCCCCCCUGGAAUUUCGACUUAGAGUUCAUGGCUGUGAGGACCAAGACUUUGGCAACCACUACUGUUUGGUAACUCCCUGGGUCCAGUCAGCUGCAGGUGUCUGGCAACGGGAGAUGGAGAUCAGAUCUAAACCAAUUCUUGUAACUGUGAAAAUGGAUGUGCUGAAUGCUUUCAAAUAUCCACUGUUGAUUGGCAUUGGCCUGUCCACAAUCAUUGGACUCUUAUCCUGCUUGAUUGGCUACUGCACUUCCCGUUGGUGUUGCAAGAAAGAGGUACAAGAAACCAGGCGAGAGAGACGCCGACUUAUGUCUAUGGAAAUGGACUAAACCUGAACCUGAGAGGUGGAUGCACACAUUUUUGGGAGGGAGGCAAUUUUGAAAGGCCCAAGGCUACACACACUUGAGUGUGUCAAACCAAAAUGCCCUGACAACAAAACUCAUCUGAUCUUGUCCUGGACCUACAGCUGCUCCUUUUUCUACCAGUGUUUCACAUUGAGAGCACAUGUCAUGUUUGUCAGCAUUUAGCUCUUCUUCCAAUGGCACUUUUUAUGGGGGUAGUUUUUUUCGCGGCAAACAGUUCCACAGUGUCCUUCCAGCAGGCCUUUAGACAAUACUCACCAUCAAAAUUUGUAUUCUUAAAAUAUUUUUCCCCUUGGUGUUUAAUAGGAAAAUGGAAUCAGAAGAGCUCAGAGAAAAUAACUGUCUUCCUUAUAACUAGCUGACUAGUUAACAUCUCUAGGGAAGGAAGGAAGGAGGGAAAUGUUUUAGACAUAUCUAAUAAGAAAAUACCCCUUUUUAUUGGUGGAAUUGGAGUUGAUGCUAAGAUAAAUGUGGAUUGUAGUCUCUGAAAUCUUUAAUUUAAAAAUGGUGCUGAUUUAGCAGCCCUGCAAACUGACUCCUUGGAAAACGGACAGCAAUACAAACCCACCCACCCUUCCACUGUGCUUAAUAUAGUGUCCACUAUUAUUAUUCUGGUAAGAGGUGUUUGAGUCUCUGUGCCCUGCUUGUUACUAAAAUCUCAACGGAAAGUGCCACCAGACUUCACUAUGCUGAUGGAUUUUGUGUAAUGAACACGUCACCCCUUGAAACUGGAUGGAGACUGCUAGAUGUUCUUAAGUAGAUACUGUACCAUCUAACCCAGUGACCAGAAGGUCUAGAAUUGAGGUUGAAAUUCUCCUUAUCCAAGUAUUCCUAAAUUGGGGGGGGGGGGGGAAUUGGUUGAUCGCAGCUAGUAGUGUGCUAUGAGCUUUCAGGAAGUAAGGUGCACCAUAACAGAGACUCCCAUAGAUCAGCAAACAAGUGACUAGAUCCACAGCUUGCUCUCGGGAAACAUACACACACAAAUUGUGAACCGCCCAGAGAGCUUCGGCUAUUGGGCGGUAUAAAAAUGUAAUAAAUAAAUAAACAAAUGCUUUUGAGGGCAUCAACUAGACUUUGACGAUGAAUUGGACAGUGUCUGCAAUUGUAACUCAGGGUAAGGAUGAGGAGGAAUGAAUUGAUGUGGGGGAGAAUGCUGCUUUUCUGGAUAUAUUUUUUCUGCAUGCCACAAUGCCAAAGCCUAUAUAAUACAGUGCAUUCUUUGCCCCCGUUCAAUAGGAUUGCAAUAAAUUAUCAUCAUGGGACUCUUUGUUGCUGUAGUAGAGAGACCUAGACCUUGUCUUCCACAUACCCUUCUCUCAGAUUUAAGAAGCUGUCCCUGUGAUUUAAAGCAGCUUCAUCUUCCAGCACAGCUGGUAUUUCUAAGCAAUAAGAAGUCAGAUCACCGGCAUAUUACAGAAAACAUUACGCAUUAAACAUGCAUGACUUGACUCAAACUAAGACUGAAAAUUCAAGUAACAAGCAAGGAACCAUCCUGCUCUAUUGUGCUUUAAGUUUAAGAGCAAAUGCAGUCAAUCUGCCAAGUUCAUUGGUUAAUGUGACUUGAAUGGGCAUGGUACACAUAGUGGCAUGCAGAAUGUUAUGCAUUGAGACAGACCAAUGUAUGACAUUUCCUGUUUAUGGUGGUCCAUUUUUCAUAGUCAUCUGAAGGCAUGGAGAAUCUGCACAAAUUAUCAGUUUGUGCAGAGUUAUCCAUUCAGCUUGCAUUGACUUCAAUGUACAUUUAUAAUUCUUGAAAAUCCAUCUUGGCAUUAAGCACAUGGACUAGAGCUUCAGAUUAACUGUAAUCUGUAAUGUCCCUUUGGGGAGCUUCAAACCAUAACCAUGCUAGGGAAUUGUCCAUUUUAACUAUGCAGUAUCUGCUUAAUUAUGGACUUAUUUGGUGCCACUUUUCAGCAAUUAUGGUGCUGGCCCAUGCCCUUAUUUACCUGAUGUGGUUAAGACUGUGAGUACAGCUAGGUUUGCAAGCUUUAAUUCUGGGAUAUCCAAAUGGAGGUUUCUGAAAGAAUUUUGACCCUGAGAGCUUUAGGAAUUCACUGGAAAUCUGCAAAUUCAUAAGGUGUGUAAAAUCAACAUAGUUGGAGUCAUCCAAACGGCUUAGUAAAUAUGGGCCUUUGGUGGGGGGGCUUCUCCAGGAGAAAUUGCGUUGUACUUGACAUUUAGAGCAUUGCCCCAGUUGGCUUAUAUUGUUUAAUCUGGUAUACCACCUAUCUAGACAUCCCAGACAUCUAUAUUAACAUUAUGAGCUAAUAUUUUACUUGCUUUUUCCACUUUACAAGUUCUGAUCUUUUUUAAAAAAAAAUGUGGAAAAGAAACAAUUACCUAAAGCACAAAUUAUCAUUUCAUGCAUGUUUUUAUAUCUUGUGUCUUUCUGUUAUCACAUUUUGAGGAAUACACAAACAUAUUUAAAUGCAAUAAUUAUGGAAUAGUUGAGCCCAGGAAAGUUUAAUUCUACUUAAACACUUGUUGCACGCUGACAUUGUCUCUUUGAGGAAAGAAACUCAGGGUUAUUUUGAUUCAGGGAUUCCUUGCCUCUGACAGCAGGGUUCCUGUCCCUCAAGUUGUUGUCCACUCUUCCUAGAUCAUGGGGGAAGUUAUUUCCUUUGAAACUAAAUUUGGCCAAUAGGUUAUAACUCUUCCCUUUUGAUUUGAGGUGAUGCUUUAUCCCUCGUACUUAACUAUACCUUGAAGUAGUACCACUCCAGCAGUCUCCUUCCAAUUGUGCCAAUUUUAUAUUAUUCCUCUUUUUUAAAAAGUAGAACUUCUGUCUCUAGAAAACAUUUGUCGCUCCUGUUUUGUGUUAACUCAGAGUUGAAUGGGAUUCAGCAAGAUAUUCAGCAGUGCUUGUCAGAGUUGCAAUCAUGGAAUCAACAGUCAAGUAUUCUAAGGGCUUCUGUCAAUUCUGAUUACUCUCUUUUCCUGCUUCCAGCUCACAGUUGGGAAUUCAGGACACUUGGAACUUUAAUCGGGUAUAAUUUCAAAAGUAACUUACUUAAAAGGCCGGAAAUAUUUUUGUUCGUUUUGAAGAGAGGUUUUAGGCACAGCUCUGGAAGCUUUUAAAGAAAUAUGUUCAGCACGGCUUUGGAAGAUAGGAGUUGGACAGUUAUAAUGAUGCUGUGUAAUGUG
Molecule: messenger RNA, 5917 nt
Organism: Elgaria multicarinata webbii
Lineage: Eukaryota; Metazoa; Chordata; Lepidosauria; Squamata; Anguidae
Gene: PTGFRN
Product: prostaglandin F2 receptor inhibitor
Exons: 9
Coding region: 80-2740 (886 amino acids)
Cellular component (GO): membrane
Source: RefSeq, a predicted model, not a curated record